GGCGGCGGCGACGUGAGCGCGCAGGGGGGCGGCGGCCUCGCCUCGCCUCGCCUCGCCUCGCCUCGCCUCGCCUCUCCCUGCGCUUGGGCCGGCUGGUGACGACGUCGAGUGCCGGGCGAGAUGUCGGAUUUCGACAGCAACCCGUUCGCCGACCCCGAUCUCAACAACCCCUUCAAGGAUCCAUCAGUUACACAGGUGACACGGAAUGUUCCACCAGGACUUGAUGAAUAUAAUCCAUUCUCGGAUUCUAGAACACCUCCACCUGGCAAUGUGAAAAUGCCUAAUGUACCUAGUACUCAGCCAGCAAUAAUGAAACCAACGGAGGAACAUCCAGCUUAUACACAGAUUGCAAAGGAACAUGCCUUGGCCCAGGCUGAACUUCUGAAGCGCCAGGAAGAGCUAGAAAGAAAAGCAGCAGAAUUAGAUCGUCGAGAACGAGAAAUGCAAAACCUCAGUCAACAUGGCAGGAAAAAUAAUUGGCCACCUCUUCCUGACAAUUUUCCUGUGGGACCUUGUUUUUAUCAGGAUUUUUCUGUAGACAUUCCUGUAGAAUUCCAAAAGACAGUGAAGAUUAUGUAUUACUUAUGGAUGUUUGACGCUGUGACACUGUUUCUAAAUAUCUUUGGAUGCUUGGCUUGGUUUUGUGUUGAUCCUGCGAGAGGGGUUGAUUUUGGAUUGAGUAUCCUGUGGUUCUUGCUUUUUACUCCUUGUUCAUUUGUCUGUUGGUACAGACCACUCUAUGGAGCUUUCAGGAGUGACAGUUCAUUCAGAUUCUUUGUAUUCUUCUUCGUCUAUAUUUGUCAGUUUGCUGUCCAUGUACUCCAGGCUGCAGGAUUUCAUAAUUGGGGCAACUGUGGUUGGAUUUCAUCCCUUACUGGUCUCAACCAAAAUAUUCCUGUUGGAAUCAUGAUGAUAAUUAUUGCAGCACUUUUCACAGCAUCUGCAGUCAUCUCACUAGUUAUGUUUAAAAAGGUACAUGGACUAUAUCGCACAACAGGUGCUAGUUUUGAAAAGGCCCAACAAGAGUUUGCAACAGGGGUGAUGUCCAACAAAACUGUCCAGACCGCAGCUGCGAACGCAGCUUCAACUGCAGCAACCAGCGCAGCCCAGAAUGCUUUCAAGGGUAACCAGAUUUAGAGAAUCGGCAGACAACAAACACACUCUUAUCUUUUGACUGUACCUUUUUCUCCAGUUACUGUAUUCUAUAAAUAUUUUUAUGUUCAAAAUACACAGUACAUACAGCAUGUAUAUUUCCUAUUCACAUGUGCAUGGGCUAAGACCAGAAAAUCUUUCUCAUCUUAUCGUUUACCUAACAGUUUCCUUACUUUUCAGUGUCCCUUGCUGGAAACAAAAUUACAUGCUGAAUAUUCUCCAUAUUUUUGGGGGGAUGAAUGUUCAUCAAGUUAUUUCAGUGGUGGCCCACUGAAUGAUACUCACUACAGAUGCUUUUUAGUACUAGCUGCAGCCAUUCUAGAAUAUUAGGUUUAUACAUUGGAUUAUAUCAGGAUUAUACAUCUGAGAAGUAAAAGUGAAGAUUCAUUUCUUUUUUUCCCUUAUUUAUAUGGAAAGAAAUAGGCUGCCAGAGACUUGCAGAUUUUUAUAUGCUCACUUUUUAGCAGUUCAGUCACCAUUGAAGAGCCUGUGUGCGUUUCAUAUUAGAUAAUGUAAAUUUAUCUUUUCCUUUUUUUUUUUUUUGGGUAGUUGAUAUUUUGAUAUCAAUCUCUGAUCUUGCAUGGGUACCAUGUUUCUUAAACUAAAAUUAGCAUUUUGGGUUCUGCACUGCUUGGAUUUGAAGUUGUUUAUAGGGUCAUAGAAAUGAUUUCCUGUAAUGGUUUCAUCUAGCUAAAAUUUUAUUGGGAUGCAAUAUGAGAAUAUAAUAUAAUAUGCAGUGCAUUAUCCAAAAGAAAAGGUAGUUGAUGGGAUAGAAUGUAAUAAUACCUUUUUAAAGUUUUUUCAGUAUUCAUGUCAUAGGAGAAUACUAAUGUAUGAGAACUUUGGUAUAUUCUUGUGGCUACUUUUUCAUUGGACUGAGGUUGUGUUUGGCAGCUUUUUGGGUGUGUGUAAUUUUUAACCGGUAUUAAAGUCUAGCCUAAUUAUUUGUCAAGAAAAAAUAUACAGUAUUUAAAGGUUUUUUUUCUUUGUUUUCUCAAAUGGCAUUAAAAAUAAAGAUCCUGGCAUUUUA
Suncus etruscus (white-toothed pygmy shrew) is the source of this 2182-nucleotide messenger RNA. RefSeq names its product secretory carrier membrane protein 1 (gene SCAMP1). Gene Ontology annotation, cellular component: trans-Golgi network membrane; recycling endosome membrane. The record is from RefSeq and is a predicted model, not a curated record. Lineage: Eukaryota; Metazoa; Chordata; Mammalia; Eulipotyphla; Soricidae. Gene Ontology annotation, biological process: protein transport. The transcript is spliced from 9 exons. Bases 121 to 1137 code for a protein of 338 amino acids.